AGGUUGUGUUGUAUUGUAUUGUGCGUUUUUUUCUCUCUCUCUCUCUCUCUCUCUCUCUCUCUCACUCUCUUUCAUUCUCUUUCAUUCUCUAUUCUCUAUAUAUGUGUUGGUGCGUGGAGUGGCGUGUGUGUAGCUGCGCUCUCUCCUGCCGGCGCUCUCGUCGGAAUUUCAGUUAUUGAUUUUUCCGAUCACCGGAUUCGAUCCAAUCCCCAAUCCCUAAUUGCCAGCCCAACCUUUUUCAUCAUCAAUUCUAAUUCAAUAGGCAUUGGGGUGGCGCUGCCGGAGAUGGAGGAUUACGCCACCAGCGAUGACGAUUACCAUUAUUCCUCCGAUCAGGAGGACUCCGUCGAUGCCUACGAAAACGACGACCCAGAUUACGCCUUGCUCUCUUCCAAGGGUCCCACUACUCAGGUGAUUACGAAGGAAUCAUUGCUAGCUGCACAGAGGGAGGAUUUGCGCAGAGUGAUGGACAUGUUAUCGGUGAGAGAGCAGCAUGCCCGUACGCUGCUUAUUUUUCAUCGUUGGGAUGUGGAGAAGUUGUUUGCAGUGUAUGUAGACAAAGGAAAAUCAUUUCUCUUUGCUGAAGCUGGUGUUAGUGUGGAGGAACAUCAGGAGUCUGACUCAUCCAUUGCUUCUGCAGUAAUGUGCUUAAUCUGCAUGGAGGAUGUUCCUAGUAAUGAAGUAACGAGAAUGGACUGUGGUCAUGGCUUUUGCAACUCAUGUUGGAUAGAGCAUUUUAUUGUCAAGAUAAAUGAGGGUCAAAGUAAACGCAUUAGAUGCAUGGCACACAAGUGCAAUUCCAUUUGUGAUGAAGCUGUCGUAAGAACUCUACUCAGUAGACAGCACCCUGACAUGGCUGAGAAAUAUGAACGCUUUCUGCUUGAAUCUUACAUUGAAGACAAUAAGAGAGUUAAAUGGUGUCCCAGCACUCCUCAUUGUGGGAAUGCAAUACGGGUUGAGGAGGAUGAAUUGUGUGAGGUAGAAUGUUCAUGUGGUGUACAAUUUUGCUUUAGAUGCUUGUCAGAAGCACACUCCCCUUGUUCGUGCUUGAUGUGGGAGCUUUGGGCUAAGAAGUGCCGAGAUGAAUCAGAAACUGUUAAUUGGAUAACAGUUCAUACAAAACCAUGUCCCAAGUGUCACAAACCUGUGGAGAAGAAUGGUGGUUGUAACUUGGUUAGCUGUAUCUGUGGGCAAGCAUUUUGUUGGUUGUGUGGUGGAGCUACUGGUAGAGAGCAUACUUGGUCAAGUAUAGCUGGUCAUAGCUGUGGUCGCUACAAAGAGCAAGAGAAAACAGCUGAACGGGCAAAGAGGGAUCUAUAUCAGUAUAUGCACUAUCAUAACCGAUAUAAAGCUCACACAGACUCUUUUAAGAUUGAAAGUAAACUGAAAGAGACUAUACAAGGGAAGGUUGCUAUUUCAGAAGAAAAAGAUUCUACACUCAGAGAUUAUAGCUGGGUAAAUAAUGGACUCUCCAGACUAUUCAGAUCCAGGCGUGUCCUAUCAUAUUCAUAUGCAUUUGCUUUUUAUAUGUUUGGAGAUGAGCUUUUUAAGGAUGAAAUGACAGAAGCUCAAAGGGAAAUAAAACAGAACUUAUUUGAGGAUCAACAGCAGCAGCUUGAGGCAAAUGUUGAAAAGCUCUCUAAAAUUUUGGAGGAGCCUUUUGAAACUUUUUCAGAUGACAAGGUUAUGGAGAUAAGGAUGCAGAUAAUCAAUCUUUCAACAAUUAUUGAUAAACUUUGUCAAAAAAUGUAUGAGUGCAUCGAGAAUGAUUUAUUGGGUUCUCUUCAUCUUGGCAUUCAUAGUAUUGCUCCAUAUAAGUCAAAGGGCAUUGAGAGGGCGUCGGAACUUUCUGUUUGCUGGGGCAACAAUGUCAAUGAUACUGGUAACCUGUUGUGGAUUGUUUGAAUAAGUUUGACUUUGUGGAUGCUCAUCAGAAAUGUUACUGAGUGAAAAGGAUUAUUGUAUAUAUGCUGCAAGCGUAGGUGUAACUGCAGAAUUAGAUCGACCUUCUGGAUCAGGGAGUUCUGAUGACAGUGGAUGCUCUUCUAGGAAGCGUGCUAGAAAAGAGGGUCUUGGAGGUGGUUUUUUUGAUCUAAACUUGCCAGCAGAGUUUGUAGACAGAAAUUGACUUUGAAGGACACCUUAUAUACUUCGUACAGGCGUACAGGUCUAACAUAAAUUGCUUUGCUGCCUAAGAAGGAAUUGAUUUCACACCCCAUUUGCUUCUUUUGGGCCAUGUCUCUGCCAUGCCAUCUACCUUUCUGUAUAUAGAUAGCCUUGGGGCAUUUAUUUCCUACUAGUUUAUGUAAAUGGCUACCCUUAAAGACAACUUCUAGGAUGCUUUUAUUAUCUUAUGGAGUUACAGGUGGAGGUAACUUCACUCAUUUUUCUUCCAUGAUUUCGUUAUUUUUCUUGUUUUAAGUUUUACAAUUUUCAAAUGAUAUACUACUUUCUUCCAUA
Molecule: messenger RNA, 2460 nt
Organism: Cajanus cajan (pigeon pea)
Lineage: Eukaryota; Viridiplantae; Streptophyta; Magnoliopsida; Fabales; Fabaceae
Product: putative E3 ubiquitin-protein ligase ARI2
Biological process (GO): protein ubiquitination
Molecular function (GO): ubiquitin-protein transferase activity; zinc ion binding
Source: RefSeq, a predicted model, not a curated record